CACGGCUCAGCUGUUGCGGGGCGGGGCCUUCGCAGAGCAUGGCAGCGGGCGAGGUUGAGAGUGGUAAGAACCUGAGCGGGCUGCUGAAUGCGCUGGCCCAGGACACUUUCCACGGGUACCCUGGCAUCACAGAGGAGCUGCUACGGAGCCAGCUGUAUCCAGAGGUGCCACCCGAGGAGUUCCGCUCCUUUCUGGCAAAGAUGAGGGGGAUUCUUAAGUCUAUUGCGUCUGCAGACAUGGAUUUCAACCAGCUGGAGGCAUUCUUGACUGCUCAAACCAAAAAGCAAGGUGGGGUCACAUCUGACCAAGCUGCUGUCAUUUCCAAAUUCUGGAAGAGCCACAAGACAAAAAUCCGUGAGAGCCUCAUGAACCAGAGCCGCUGGAAUAGCGGGCUUCGGGGCCUGAGCUGGAGAGUUGAUGGCAAGUCUCAGUCAAGGCACUCAGCUCAAAUACACACACCUGUUGCCAUUAUAGAGCUGGAAUUAGGCAAAUAUGGACAGGGUGAUCUGUUCCAAGACCCCCAGUGGAUGCCUGAAUCCACAGGUAGUACCAAACCUUAUAUGUACUGUUUUUUCCUAUACAUACAUGUCUUUGAUUAAGUUUAAUUUAUAAAUUGGGGGAUGCAGUAAAAAACUGACAACAAUAAUGAUGAAAUAGAACAAUUAUUACAAUAUGCUAUAUUAGAAGUUAUGUGAAUGUGGUCUCUUUCUCUCUCAAAGUAUCUUAUUGUACCAGACUCACCUACUUUCGGGCCACAGUUGACUAUGGGUAACCAAAACCACAGAAAGCGAAACCAUGGGUAAAGGGAGACUACUGUAUUUUUUGUUUUUACUGUGCAAAAAGUAAAGGUAGACCUAGGAUCUUCUUCAA
Messenger RNA from Pongo pygmaeus (Bornean orangutan), 870 nucleotides. RefSeq names its product copper metabolism domain containing 1 (gene COMMD1). The coding region runs from base 39 to 599 and encodes 186 amino acids. Gene Ontology annotation, biological process: regulation of proteasomal ubiquitin-dependent protein catabolic process; negative regulation of protein localization to cell surface; positive regulation of protein ubiquitination. Gene Ontology annotation, cellular component: endosome. The transcript has 3 exons. The record is from RefSeq and is a predicted model, not a curated record. Lineage: Eukaryota; Metazoa; Chordata; Mammalia; Primates; Hominidae.